AUAUAGACAUUAGCCCGGCCCGUUUCCUCCCUCACUCCCUCACGCUUUCACGGUUCUGGCAGAACCAACAGAGGACAGCCAGAAACAGGGGAAGCAGGACAGACGCCACAGCAGGAGGGCGGGCGUCGAUGAGGCUGACGGUCCGCGGAAGGUCGGAGAGGCAGGCAGCUGUUGGCCCGGGGAUAAAGAGUGGCCGAGAGAGACACGGCCACGGGGGAGUUAGAGGGGAGAUCGGAACAGAGAGAGACGGAGAGCGUUAGCAAGAACAGAGAGGGAAAGGGGGAGUUUCCGGCGCCGCCGCGCCUCCACCUCAGCCGUCAACCCUCGCCGACACGCCUCGUUUUCUCACGGGAGUCAUGAUGGAUAUGCCCAGAAACAAGCUUGCGCAGGAAGAGAAGACGCCUUUAGCUAAGCCUAAAGGCACAGUGAAAACCAUAGAGUGUCCCGAUACAGGUGAAACGAUCCAUUGCGUCGACAUCCUCAGGCAACCCUCCUAUGAUCAUCCACUUCUGAAGAAUCACAUCCUCCGGAUAAAACCGAAGUCAAGCCAGAAGUCAUAUGAGGCAUUAGUAUCCGAAGGCAAGUUCGUUCAAGCUUGGUGGAAAUAUGGAGAGUGCCCUGAAGGAACGGUCCCCAUUGCAGCCAGCAAAGGCACACCUACGUUAAAAAAAUCACACCCAUCUUUGCGUUUCAACAAAUGAAGAGAGUCAGUCAAGGCCAACUUGACCUGAUCCAAGCUGCUGGUCAUGAAGUAUGCGCAGUCUGAAGAAAAGAAAUGUUCUCAAGACCGUCACCUUUGAGUUCAUUUUCGUCACAUAGAUGCGACAUCACAACUACAGCUCAAUUAGUCAUCUUUCAACUCGAUUAUUUCAUCUUUCUUAUUUGCUCUUUUGAGAAGACAAUAUUGCUUUUCUAAAGCUUGGUUUAGAAAGUACUUGUAUUUGCAGUUUUCCAUACUGAAAUCAUUUGCAAAUGAAUAUCAGUAUGGCCUCGUAAAGCUGUUAGAACAUUGUGUGGACAUUGAAUGGCAAAGGGGAUUUCCUUAAGAA
Messenger RNA from Syzygium oleosum, 1049 nucleotides. RefSeq lists its product as uncharacterized. The coding region runs from base 357 to 701 and encodes 114 amino acids. The transcript is spliced from 4 exons. Lineage: Eukaryota; Viridiplantae; Streptophyta; Magnoliopsida; Myrtales; Myrtaceae. The record is from RefSeq and is a predicted model, not a curated record.